UGGGGACAGCGUCAUGGCCACACCACACCACACCCACACAGGCACAGGGCAAGUGCAGGAAUCAGCUGCCCAACCCAAGCAAAGAUCCCCGAAACCAAAGCAAGACACAAAAACGAGCAAAACAACAGCAAAAGGAGCGAGAGAAAAAAAUAAAAAUAAAAAACUCACGCAAAAUCCCCCCCACUUCACUCCUCCCCUGUCCGCCUCCUCUCCUCCCCCUCAAACUGUAAACACUAAACACUGCUUCACCAGUUCGCUGCUGCGUCUCCUCGUCCUCGCAGGCGCGUCGUCGAUCCGGAGGGCGCCCGCCGCCGCCGCCGCCGCCGGGAGCGGAGGCUCGAGUAGGAGCGGGAGCUGGGUCGGCGAAUCUGGAGCCCGGGGGACCUGCAUUGCAGCGGGACCGCCGCGCGCACGUAGCCAGAUCUCCCCCGUCCCCUGCCGCGGCACCGGCACGGCAUGGUGGCUGCCGCGGCGGCGGCCACCGCGCCAGAUCCGGCCCACCACUCGCGCCCGCCGCUCACGCCGGCGCUCGACAAGCCCAACUCCGCCGCCGCGCGGAGGAACUCGCAGCGCUCCAACAAGCCCGUCUCAUCCAGGUACCUGUCCGCCGCCGCCGCCGCGUCCCCGGCCUCCUCCACUUCGUCCUCCACGUCGUCGUCUUCUUCGUCCUCGUCGCGCCGCUCUCUCUCAGCGCAGCGCACCCGGGCGUCCACUCCGCCGCCGCAGCACUCCACGUCGCCCACCACCAUCACAGCGUCGGCGUCGGCAGCAUCCGCUACUGCGACCACGAUGCGGAGCCUCUCCGUGUCGUUCCAAGGGGAGUCCUUCUUCUACAAGACGUCGCGCGCCCCGCGGGCCUCGUCGCCGUCCUCACCGGCAGCGCGCCGCGGGCCCACGCCGGAGCGCAGGAAGAGCGUCUCCUCCGUGCCGGAGGCCGAGAACGCGCGGCCGUCGGGACGAUGGCCGGCGGCGAAGCCCAAGGCGUCGGACCCGCUCGCGCGCAGCCUCGACUGCAGCCUCGACCGCAAGGACUCCAUCCUCGCCGCCGUUCACCUCCUCCGUCGCUCUAUGGCCUUCGACUCCACCACAUCCCUCUCGCCGUCCGACCCGGCAGUUGCAGCCGCUCCAGACCUCUCCGCGUCCUCCGACACCGACAGCGUCUCAUCUGGUAGCAACUCAGGCGCCGGUGAUCCCCCGCGCCGCGGCAUCAGCGUGCCGGCGAGGUUCUGGCAGGAAACCAACAGCCGCCUGCGCCGGCUUCCAGAGCCCGGGCUGCCGCUACCGUCGUCUGGCCGGAGGUCGUUUUCAGACAGCCCAAUGUCACCGAGGCUGCCAGGCCGGUCUCCAUCUCCAUGCCGUGGAAGCAGGGGUGCCGCGAGUCCAUCAAGAGGGCGCAGUGGGGAGGUGUCGCCAAAUGGGCAUAUGGUGCAGGCUCCAGCAAAUGCGCCGUCUAUCAUCAGCUUUGCAGCAGAGGUGAGAAGGGCGAAAAAGGGCGAGAACAGAAUUGAGGAGGCACACAGAUUGCGGCUGCUGGACAAUCGGCAUUUGCAGUGGCGAUGCAUCAACGCUCGGACAGAUGCAACGCUUCUGGUGCAGAGCUUCACUGCUGAGAAAACCCUUCACAGUGCAUGGAAAGAAAUAUCAAGAUUGCGUGACAUCGUCAGCACCAGAAGGAGCAGACUCCAGCUUCAAAAGCAAAAACUCAAGCUGUUUGCUAUUCUUAGGGGACAGAUGUCAUAUCUAGAGGACUGGUCUCACAUUGAAAAACAUCAUUCAAGUGCUUUAUCAGCAGCCAUCAAAGCUCUGAAGGCUAGUACUCUUCGUCUUCCAGUUGUUGAUGGUGCAAAGGCUGAUGCGCAAGCUGUGAAGGAAGCAGUUAAUUCAGCAGUGGAUGUAAUGCACACAAUGACAUCCUCGAUAUGUAAUUUGCUGUCUAAGGUUGAGGGAACAAGCUCUGUGGUGUCUGAGCUUGCCAAACUUGCAACACAAGAACAAAUGUUGUUGGACCAAUCAAAGGAUCUCUUAUCCACGGUUGCAGCAAUACAUGUCAAAAACUGCAGUUUGCAAACUCAUAUGCUUCAACGAAACCAAAAGCAGAUCCCGACACAAUUGUAGAUCAGUUUGCCUCGCCACGUUGGUGGUCACUAACAUCACACGGCCUCAUGUUUUCUCACUGGAGACUGUGCUACAGGUAAUAAAAAGCUGUAACCAUUUGAUGGGUGUGAAGCGUUUCCUAAUCUGCUCGAUCGACCUCACUGAGUGUAGCUAAUUCAUGUAAUUUUUUGAGUGCAUAUCACAUAGAAGCGGCCUCCUCUUACCUGCAGUCGCUGCAGUUGGUGUAUACAGAAAUCCCUAGCCUUGACCCAAAGAUAAGCUUCCUGUAGAUAUGAAAAGAGCUUGUCGUUUGUGUGCUUACUCUUCUGUGUGGAGUGCUCGAGUGGUGAUGAGUGUUUGUAUUGUUGAAAGGGAGACAGUUGUUGGCUUGAUACAGGUGUUUUCAUGGCAAAAUAUUAACACGGAAGUUGUUUAUCCUGACUUGCUCAUGGAGUCAUGGUA
Messenger RNA from Sorghum bicolor (sorghum), 2556 nucleotides. RefSeq names its product QWRF motif-containing protein 2. NCBI's taxonomy places the organism in Eukaryota, Viridiplantae, Streptophyta, Magnoliopsida, Poales, Poaceae. Gene Ontology annotation, biological process: centrosome cycle; spindle assembly. Gene Ontology annotation, cellular component: centrosome; cytoplasm; nuclear microtubule. The transcript is spliced from 6 exons. Bases 457 to 2115 code for a protein of 552 amino acids. Gene Ontology annotation, molecular function: microtubule binding. The record is from RefSeq and is a predicted model, not a curated record.